Molecule: messenger RNA, 3481 nt
Organism: Aethina tumida (small hive beetle)
Lineage: Eukaryota; Metazoa; Arthropoda; Insecta; Coleoptera; Nitidulidae
Exons: 10
Coding region: 198-1886 (562 amino acids)
Source: RefSeq, a predicted model, not a curated record
AUUGUUUGUUAAAACUGAACCGGUCUGUAUGUAUAAGUAAUUGCAAUUUUUUACAAGUGAUUCAGUAGUAAAAAAUUUAGUGAAAGAUAUGAAUUGUCAACUGAAACUUUAAUUAUAUUAUUUUCUAUUUAACUAAGAAAAACUGUGACAUUUCAAGAAUUAAUAUAAUUUUUUCGAUAUAAACAUUGUUAGAAGACAUGAAAAAACCGGAUAAUAAGUUACUACAAGUGUUUAAAGAUUUGCACAUUGAAAUGGGAGAAGUAAGUUCUAAUGUGAUUGAAGCAUGGUUUGAUACUCAUGACACAGCUUUGAAUGAUCUGUUAAAUUGGAUGUGCUCUUCAUUGUCAGCAAGUAAUUUUGUGACUAUGCAAGAACAGGCUGAAUUUUCAGAAAUUAAGGAACCUUUAAAAGGUGACCAAUUAGAAAGUGAAAUUGAACGAAUGAAUAAAAUAUACCCUGGAAUAUUUUGUAUCGAAAACAACUUAGUUGAAAUUGAUCUUUUGAUGGAUAAAUAUGAAAUGUAUAAAGUAAUAAAUGAAGAAGAGGAAUUUACAAUUAGCCAAUAUGAAAAAACAUGUCACAAAACAACAACUGACUUGAAUUCAGGAGAUUUUAUAAAGACUGAAUUAAAUCUGAAAAAUGCUACAGAAAAGUGCCACACAAAAACUGAUGAACUUGACAGAUUACAUGAAGACUUGUAUCAACAACUGUACACAUACAGCAAAAAUAUAAACGACUUUGAAACUAGUUCAAUAUUUUUGGGUAACGAAGAUCUUAGUAAGCCACAAAAAAUUUUGGAUGGUCUGACAGAUUUCUUUGAGAUAUUCUUAAAUAUCACAUCAGAAGAUACACUUCAUUCAUCUAAUAGUUUCAAUAAAACUUGUGUUUCUGAUUCCUUUGAAGAUGAUUUACCCCAUGAUUUGUCAAUUCUUCACAAUAGAAUCUCCAAUAGCUUCGAGAACUAUAUUCUUCUAAAACUUGAACAUGAAACACUAAUGACAGUACUCAGACAACUGAUUAAAUUAAAAAGAGAAGAGAAAACUCUAGAAAAAAUUGCUUUUAUGGAUUCUACUAUGGAAUCUGUUGAUUCUAAAGAGCAACAGAAAAUUGCACUAUAUGAAAUGAUCAGAUCAAUAAGUAACAAAAUUGCUAAUCAGUUUGUAAAUAAACCAAAAAUUCAUUCUUUAAAUCAAAAACUAAAUAUACAAAGGAACAAGAUUGAAACAUUAAACAACAUAAUUGAUAGAUUAACAGAAUUGUGGUCUUUUUAUAUUAUUAUACAUAAUUUAUUUUAUCUAGAGCAGGAGGAUAUCAAUGAGGUUAAAAUAUGUUUGAAAAAAGUAUUUGAACAUAUCUCAACAGAUUUGGAACCAUGUAGUUACAGAACUAAAAAAAUGAAAACCACUAUUGCAAAUUACCAUGCAGAGACAGGUGGUAACUUCAAUUUUAUUACGUCAAUAGGAAAAUUAAUAUCUGGUCAAAAACAACCUUUGUCAUCCGUAAUAAAAUCCAUGAGCGAGUUUAAUGAAGAACUGCAUUUAGCUGAAUACACCGUAUUUGUCAAACAUUUUGAUGCACAUCAUAAGAUUACCUUACAAAUAAAAAAAGAUAUGGAAUCGCUGGAACGGUUCUUAUUUAAGGGACCUACAAACAGAUUUUUAUGUGUACCCCUUAAUAUAUCAAAUAGUAUUAAAAAAUUAACAAAAAUGUUAGACAGUGUUUCAAAUUCUCUUCAAAAAGGGUUUACAGCAUCCUCGCGAGUGAAACAUGAGAAGAGAAAUAAAUGGAAGACCUACUUAAGAUGUUUAUGGAUAUUUUUCUAUACAGAUCAUGAAAAUCUGUUGUCUGUUUUGCAAGAGAUUAAAGAUCGACAUGUUGCAGAAUAAUAAUUAAAUAGACAAAGAAAAAACGGUAAUAGUGUCACCUCUAACAAGAUUAUGUCAAAACAUCCAGUUCCAACAUAAGGAUUAAGCUGGGACAUCUCGAGGCACUUGUUGCUCAAUCACCACUUGUUGACCUUUAUUGUGUAUUUUGGUCGGAAGUCCACCUAAAAAUUACAAAUUAAAAUAUUAUCUUGUUAACUUAUAAUACUUUUUAUAAAAUUUUAAAUUACAAUUUCAUUCUAUUUUAUGUUCAAAUGUCUAAUUCACUGUACAAAAUAUAUUGGUGGCCAAAGAAAUAGCACACGUUAGUAUUUAAAGUUAAUUAUGAAAUGCACACAUCUAAUUAAAGGCAAUCAAAAUAUUUUAUAUUUUAUUUAAAAUAGUGACGCUAUAUUAUUUCCACAAUUAUUCAUUAUGAAUCUAAAUCAAAAUAACUACUUAAAUGAAAUCUUAUACAAAAUAAAUGCCCACUGCGACUGGUCACAGAAAUAGCACACAUUUAAGAUAAGUCAUAGUCAUUAUUAUAACAACUUUAAAAUAUUAAAUAUUUUAUACAUAACUCUUUUGUCCAAUAUGAACUGUUAAUAUAAUACUAAUUUACUAUAUUGUUAUUCUAUAAAAAUUAAAAAAUUUAAUUUUGAAAUGGGUGUAUAAUAUCCUUUUUGUCUUAUAAUUUUGGUUCAUCUCCGUGGCAUAGACUCGACCAUUUUCUGAAAGUAGGACAAAUCUAUAUUUCUUCAAGCUUCUCGAAUUUGUCUUUAUGUGAAGUGUUUAUAUGAAAUUUGGUUAUAAACGUGUUUUCUAUAGGAUUGAUGUUUAGUGAUUGGGACAGGCAAAGCAAUAUUGAUGCUUUGGACUUUUAACCAAUUCGUCAUAAUUUUGGAUUUGUAUUUGGGAUCGUUGUCAUGUUAAAACACUCACACUAAGUGCAUCAUUUCUUCAAUGUAUGGAAUGAAAUUGUUUUUUAAUAUAUCCUUCUACAUAAAUCAGUCUAAGUGAUUACACCAGAAGGACUGAACCAUCCCCACCCGACAUCAUGUUUCACUGUGGGUACAACAAACUUUUUAUGUAAUUUAGUCCUUUAGGAUAUGUAACAUGUAAACAACCAUUUUUUAUAUAUUAAAUUUAGACUCGUCACUAAAAUCUAGUUAUCCCAAGGUUCUGUGGUCCAGUGUCUGCCCACUGAAAAAUAAAAAGUAGGUAAUUUUUAUAGAAUAAAAUUAAAUUGACAAGUUGCAUAGUAGUCAUAACAAUAAAGUGUACAUGUAAUGAGAGAUAUUAAACUAAUAAUGACCGUGCAAGCACUAAAUCUUACAACCACUAUCAUUUAAAGAAAGCUAACUAAACUACUAAACAUAAUCUGUCAUUCAAUUUAAUUUUUUAUGAUGAUCGGAGUAAAGUGGAUGGCACAACUAUUUAACUUCUCAAUUAUCUUUUUUUCAUUCAGUUCAGAUUUCCAUGAUCUUCAUUAUCACCCUCUUGUGCUCUACGCCGUAAGUUAAACGUAUUAGUGUUUAUGUUAGAUAUAGUUAUAUAUAAUUAUCUUAUCUCUAGGUGGUUCAUGCAUGUUUUCUCACACCAAGAGUACCUCUUAAUGG